GCCAAACAAGCUGAGAGAGCGCGCGCGGGAGAGAGCGCGAGAGAGGGAGAGAGAGAGAGAGAGAGAGAGAGAGUUGCACAUGUGCAUUAGUGAAACUAUAAAGGAAGUAACAGUGCACAAGAAGUGCAACAAACUAACGCCAUAACGGAGACAACAGCUGUCAUCUACAUCCAAACAUGCAGCCACCACCGAGAAAGGUAAAGGAGAGCCAGCAGAUGAAAGUGGUGUUCUCAGAGCAGCUCAGCAAGCUGCAGACCAAACAGCAUCAGGACACUGAACUGCUGGAGGAGAUCAGGUCAUUCAGUAAGCAUCGCGCUGCUAUAGAGAAAGAAUACGGUCAGGCUCUACAGAGGUUAGCUGUCCAGUACCAAAAGAGAGAUUGGCAGAGAGGAAAUACAGAUGCGAUCACUUCUGGGAGUGUGUUUAGCGUGUGGCGAUCUGUGGUCGAUGCUACAGCUCAGACUGCUGCAUCGAGACUUUUUGCUGCAGAAGAAUACCGCCGACUCAGUGGGCAAGUCUCCAAAAGUCUCCGCAAUGCAAAGGAUGUCCGGGCUAAGAGAGGCCUGGAAAGGCUGCAGAGGGUGCAGGCUGAAGUGGUGGAUGCUCUACGGGAACUUCAAAGGGUCAAGAAGUGCUACCACGACUUCAGCCACAUUGCCAGUAUUGCCCGUGAGAAAACUGCAGAUGCACAGGCCAGAGCUAGAAAAAGUGAACAUGGAAUUUUUCACUUCAAAACCGGACUCCAUAAAACGACUAAGCUCACUGCCAGACUCAAAGAGUGCGAUGACCGCCUGACUGAAGUUCGUAAUGAGUACCUGCUGACAUUAGCAGCAGUCAGAGCGCAUCGGCAGCACUACUACACAAACGACUUACCAUUUAUUAUGGAGCAAAUGGAUGGUGAUAUUUAUGAGGAUUUGAGAUGCCAUUUCACCCUGCUGUGUGGGACUGAGAUGGACUGCUGCCUUCAUACACACAAACAGUACAGCAGGGUGUGGGACAGUGUUGCAAAGGUGACCAGAGAGAGAAAUGUUCAGCAGUUUCUCCAAGAAUCAGCAUCUUUCAGCAAAAUCCCUGAAUUUACCUUCCAGCCUGCUCUGCGUGACAAGGUGUCAGUUAUGCAGGAAGUUUGUGGUUCAGAAGAAGAGGGCUGCCUGGUGAAGGAGGCUAAGAAAUGGACUGCCAAGGUGGCAAAAGACCACAAGAUCAUUGCCCACGGAGAGAGGGCUCUACAGAUGUUAGCGAGCCGACUGAAGCUCCUAUCCGGGGAGACGGCGCUCAGUGUGGAGCAGAAGAUAGCAGAGGUACAGGAGAGCGUCAGGAAAGCCAAGCUGAACAGGGCGAAGGCCGAGGCUCGCCUGGCCCUGCUGUCAGAGAGCACACCAGGAACAGAACAAUGGCUUCACGCUGCCAUGAACCAGGUGGAGGAGGAGCUGGAAAGAGAGCGACAUCUCAGUGAACAGAGGAAGUCUACUGAAGACUUUUCAGAGGAGGAGUUUGAGCUGACUGACUUUGAGGACUACGAUGAUAAUGGAGAGAUCUUCACAGAUCCAGUGUCAGCAUCUGGAGUGUGUGUUUACCCUGCAGCCUGCAGAGUUAUUUACAGCUAUCAGGCUAGCCAAUCAGAUGAGCUGUCAAUCAUAGAAGGGGAGGAGCUUCAAGUGAUCGAGGAUGGAGAUAUGGAGGACUGGCUGAAGGUGUGUAACUCAUGUGGUCAGGUGGGCUACGUUCCUGAGCGGUAUGUGCAGCUCCUGUGUCUGCCAGCAGAGGACAGCACUCCGCUGGACAGCUCAUUCAGCUCCACCUCAUCCACUGGGACUAAAGAGACGCCAGAGGGCAGAGGUGUAGCCAGGGCUCUGUACUCCUACCAGGCUCAGAGUGCAGAGGAGCUUUCCUUCCAAGAGGGGGCGCUAAUACACCUGAUACGGCGUCCACGUGGAGAGGUUGAUGAUGGUUUUUGGGAGGGAGAGCUGAACGGACAUGUCGGCGUCUUCCCAUCGCUGAUGGUAGAGCUUGUUCACGAUGAAGGGGAGGAUGAAGAAGAAAAGGAGGAGAUGCAGCCUCUUCCAACCCCAACCAUGCCCCUUUUCUCCCCUCCUAUCCCCACACCCUCAGCUCCUAGCUGUAAUUCAGAACUGAGCGCUGCUUCUCCGAGCAGUAUGGAGGACAAACAGCAGACUGCUCUAAUGGAGGGAUCAAAGCUGGCAGGCAACAGACUGGAGGCCGGAACCAGCAGCCACAGCUCUCCUGAGCACUCCAACAGUCCACUGAGACCAUGUCGAGCACCUCCUCCACCUCCAACACAGAAGACUUCAUCUCAGGCUUGAGACAGACUGGAGUCAUAGCGGUCUUGUUACAGCCAAAACAUUGCUGAUUUGUGCCAUUUAUAUAUUGUCAGGUGGUUUUCUUGGUCAUGUGAGGCGUCACAGAAGUACAGUAGUUGCAAUCUGUGUGUGGAUCACUGCUCUGUUCAUCUUCUAAAAGUAGUUUCAUCGCAGGAACAGCAGGUUAUCAAGAAAACAUGGCGGCUUAGAUCCACACCAUUGUUUUUUUUAGUACUUGACCUUUUAAAGACUGCCAAAGCACUGUUACAAGGAAUAGCAAAAAUAUCAAAAUGCUAAUUUUAUUAAUAAAAUUUGUAAAAAUAAGAAAUUGCGCAUGCAAUACGACUUUGAACCACAAGAUGGUCCAGCGAGCCUGUCCUGAAUCCAACAUGAGACAUUCCAGUAUGAGUAUUACUAAAGCUGGAGCUAGAUCAACAGUCAGGAUUACAGUAUACGUCUCCACCAUGUUUUGGCAGCUGGAAGAGCAAAGAAGCAUUACAAAGUCAUUUAUAUGUAAAGAAUGUAAUACUUGACAUGAAACUUUUGCAAAAACUAUCUUUUAAAAGCAGCAUUGUAAAAACAACCCUAAUUGAUUGCAGUCGUGUGAAAAAGAAAGUUUUCACACCACUCCAUACACUUCUGUGAAAGCUAAUAUAUCACUACUUUUUUAUAGGAAUUAACAAGUUACAUGACAGCCAAGUGUUGAUAAUCAAAUGCACUUGACUAACAUAAAGCAGAGGUGUUGGCAGUUUGCUGGUCUGGAGCAUGGAGGUGUGUAGAUGUAGUAAUGAUGUGUAGAUGAUACUUUCUCCCCCGCAAACUCACUCCAAGUUCAGACUUUGCAAUUGUCAGAAUUGCAGAAAACCCGAGCGCUACAUCUUACACUCUUCAGACCCCAGUAAGUAUGUUAAAUAUUAAAGUUAAAUGUGCACAAAACUCAACAAAUUGAAGCAACACUGUAAAGAAGAGUGAGCCAAAACUCCACAAUACUGUGAGAGAUUGAUAAAGACAUACAGAAAGUUGUUGCUGCUAAAGGUGGCUCAGCAGCUAUGCAACCCUGUGAAAACCUUCCUUCCCACAAUCACGUUAAACUUGGAACUCUUAUUUUUUAAGUUUUAGUGUAGCAAUGACUAACAAACACAGUUCAGAUGUAACAUUAGGUAUCUGUUUUAUUUUCAUGAAGUCUAACAUUAGCUAGCAUACAUGCUAUUCUAAAUUGCAACAGUUAAGCUAGUUAGCAUGUCGAAGGCUAACAUCUGUUCUACUUGUUUACCCUUAUAUUAUUAUAUUAUAUUAGCGAGGCUAGUGUCAUAAUUAAACAAUUAGCUUUUGGAUUUUUGAAAUAUCCUCUUCUAUAUAUCUGUUUUUGUACUGUACGUCAUUGUUGUGAAAUAAAUUAAGUUAGUAAAUUUGGA
This is a messenger RNA of Oreochromis niloticus (Nile tilapia), 3736 nucleotides long. RefSeq names its product F-BAR and double SH3 domains protein 1. Gene Ontology annotation, cellular component: recycling endosome; neuromuscular junction. The coding region runs from base 177 to 2324 and encodes 715 amino acids. Gene Ontology annotation, molecular function: protein binding. Lineage: Eukaryota; Metazoa; Chordata; Actinopteri; Cichliformes; Cichlidae. Gene Ontology annotation, biological process: neuromuscular synaptic transmission; regulation of actin filament polymerization. The record is from RefSeq and is a predicted model, not a curated record. The transcript is spliced from 21 exons.